This is a messenger RNA of Rangifer tarandus platyrhynchus (Svalbard reindeer), 1113 nucleotides long. Lineage: Eukaryota; Metazoa; Chordata; Mammalia; Artiodactyla; Cervidae. The record is from the annotation of a GenBank genome assembly.
AUGAGUGAGGCGGGAGAGGCCACCCUCAGGGACAUGGCCGCUGCCUUCUCCCCUCAAGCCCCGUGGAAACCCCUGGCAUCCUUGGGAGGCGGAAACUCGACCCUAGCCCUAGACACAGGCCACCUCAGCGGGGAUGGGAUCCCCAAGGCCACCGCCGGGGGCGCUAAGGGAAAGGUGCCUAAGAAGGUCAUCGCUAAGAGGGUCCUAGGCUCUGUCGUGUGGUUUAACGUGAAGAAAGGGUACGGCUUCAUCAGCAGGCACGAUACCCAGGAAGAUGUGUUCGUUCACCAUACAGCCAUCACCUGGAAAAACCCAUGCAAGUACGAGUGCAGCAUGGACCAUGGCCAGACGGUGGAGUUCGACGUGGUGCAGGGCAAGCGGGGCACUGAGGCGGCUAACGUGACUGGGCCAGUGGGCACGCCACUGAAAGGAAGCCGCUACACUGCCCACCGCACCAACAUCCGCCAGGGCUUCAACAUCCCCCGCCAUGCGCCGCCCCCACGAGGUCCCAAGAGCACGGAGGGAGAGGCUGAUGAACGCGAGGGCAGCGACGAAGGCUUCACCGUGGCCCAGGGCCUCAGUCGCCCUCCGUCUGUCCACUCCCAAGACCAACGACUGAGGCGUUUCCUGCCCUCCCGCAGGGCCCCAUCCGUGACCCGCCACCCAUUGAUCCUGGCUACCACCAGUGGCCCCCCGUCCCACAGGCAGCCUGGGCCCGCCCCCACCACAAGGCAGGAGGGGCAUCCUCGGCGGGGUCGGGGUCCCAGCUACCUGCUGAGUCGCCCUAGGGGCCGAGGCACCAGUCCUGGUCCAAGACGCUCACCAGGCAUCUCAGAGGAGCUGGAGGCAGAGCACAGUGAGAGCGGGCAUGAAGCCAGCGGCAAUCUGCCACAGAGGCCCCGUCCACGCUAUGCAUCCUGCCGUCCCAAUAACCGGCGCCACCGCCCGCAGCAAGUGCCUGGUGCCCAAGGACAGGAUUCCAACGGAGGAGAAGGCAAAAUCAGGAAGAGCCCCACUGAAACACCUGCUUCUGUCACUGUGGCCAAGAAGAAUGAUGCCCUUGAGGAGGAGAACCCCUUGGUCAUGGAUGCGCCCUCUGCUGCCCGGGCCUAG